Pristis pectinata (smalltooth sawfish) is the source of this 458-nucleotide messenger RNA. RefSeq names its product histone H2A-like. The coding region runs from base 31 to 423 and encodes 130 amino acids. Gene Ontology annotation, cellular component: nucleosome. The transcript has a single exon. Gene Ontology annotation, molecular function: protein heterodimerization activity; structural constituent of chromatin; DNA binding. Lineage: Eukaryota; Metazoa; Chordata; Chondrichthyes; Rhinopristiformes; Pristidae. The record is from RefSeq and is a predicted model, not a curated record.
UCCUCAUUCUCUGGGAGAAAGUUUGCGGAAAUGUCUGGACGUGGAAAGACCGGUGGCAAAGCCAAGAGCAAGCCCAAGUCUCGCUCGUCCCGGGCCGGACUGCAGUUCCCGGUGGGCCGUGUUCACAGGCUUCUGAGGAAGGGCAACUAUGCUGAGCGGGUGGGUGCCGGAGCGCCGGUCUAUCUGGCUGCUGUGCUCGAGUAUCUGACGGCUGAAAUCCUGGAGCUGGCCGGCAACGCGGCCCGGGACAACAAGAAGACCCGCAUCAUCCCCAGACAUCUGCAGCUGGCCGUCCGCAACGACGAGGAGCUCAACAAGCUGCUGGGAGGGGUGACCAUCGCUCAGGGCGGGGUGCUGCCCAAUAUCCAGGCCGUGCUGUUGCCCAAGAAAACCGGCGGAGUCACCAACCCCAAGAGCAAGUAAAUCGGCGAAACUUCAAUCGAACGACCCAAAGGCUC